AUGGGUUCUCAAGCUUGGAACCUUCCCGCACCAGUCGACGACCCGGACUCCAUGCUGUCCCGCAAGUUCGGGCGGGAGACCGUCAACUACUUCGCCGGCAGCGUCCUUAACCGCGUCGGGUGGCUCCGUACCGACCACACCUUCAUCCGGGCGGCUUUCCAGUCCCAGGAUACCAAGUUUAUGCUUCUCAAAGAUCUCAGCCCCCUCACCAGCGCCCCGACAAAAGUGCAGUUCGUCUCAUACGAUGACGUCAAGCCCCUAACUACGGAGGACCCUUUCGGGCCGUCCGAGGAGCACUUGAUCAAGAACUUUGACUCGACGGUCACGAAGCCGCUUAUCAUCUUCUUGGGACUCGAGGAGAGCGCCAAGGUGCCUUUUGAGUAUAAGGGUCUCAAGGGACGGCCGUGGUUUGCAGUCGACGUGACGCCCAAGGGCUCAUACGCCGAUGCGGCUACCGCUCUUAUCGAGGCUCAGUCUUCCAAGGGGUACAAGUUCCUCGAGGGAAUGAGACCGAUGACACUCGAGCCGGAUCAUGCUGGUAUUUAUGCCCAGGCCCGUUCCAUCGCGGACUGGAACACGCGCAACAAGUUCUGCGCCGGGUGCGGGCAGCCGUCCCUAUCAGGCAACACCGGGUACAAGCGCCUGUGUCCCACCACCGACCUCGCCGGCUCGGACACGCCCCGCGAGAGAGCCGAGUGCGCCACCCGCAAGGGCGUUUCCAAUAUCAGCUUCCCAAGGACGGACCCGACCAUGAUCGCCGCCGUCAUCUCCUCGGACGGCACAAAGGUGCUUUUGGGCCGGAAUAAGCGGUACCCGCCCCACUGGUACAGCACGCUCGCGGGCUUCAUCGAACCCGGCGAGUCCAUCGAGGAGUCUGUCCGACGCGAGGUCCUGGAGGAGGCCGGUGUGCGGGUCGGGCGCGUGGUCAUCCACUCGAGCCAGCCGUGGCCAUACCCCGCGAGCUUGAUGAUCGGCGCUAUCGCGCAGGCUCUGCCCGAUGGCGAGACGAUUGAUCUCGGCAACGACCCCGAGUUGGAGGACGCGCAGUGGUUCCCUCUCGAGACGGUUGGGGACGCGCUCAAGUAUGGUGUUAGCAGCCUUGGUGAGCCUGCGCCCGAGGGCUACAAGGAGGGCGGGCUUCGUUUGCCCCCUCCGGCGGCUAUCGCAAACCGUUUGAUCACUGCUGUCGUUGAGGGUUUUGCGACCGCCGCGCCAAAGAUGUGA
Colletotrichum orchidophilum is the source of this 1224-nucleotide messenger RNA. Its product is annotated as NUDIX domain-containing protein. Gene Ontology annotation, biological process: NADP+ catabolic process; NAD+ catabolic process. Gene Ontology annotation, cellular component: cytosol. The record is from RefSeq and is a predicted model, not a curated record. NCBI's taxonomy places the organism in Eukaryota, Fungi, Ascomycota, Sordariomycetes, Glomerellales, Glomerellaceae. The transcript is spliced from 2 exons. The coding region runs from base 1 to 1224 and encodes 407 amino acids. Gene Ontology annotation, molecular function: NADH pyrophosphatase activity.